Phytophthora infestans T30-4 is the source of this 294-nucleotide messenger RNA. RefSeq lists its product as uncharacterized. The record is from RefSeq and is a predicted model, not a curated record. Lineage: Eukaryota; Oomycota; Peronosporomycetes; Peronosporales; Peronosporaceae. The coding region runs from base 1 to 294 and encodes 97 amino acids. The transcript has 2 exons.
AUGAUUGAGUUCGCAGUGCACGGCUUCACGCAGGACUUGGCGUCUUCAGAACGUCUGCAAGACGUGGCGCUGGCAUGCAAAAGUCUAAAGAGACUCGAGUUAGCCAAGAUUUCACUACUGAGUAAACAUAUCCCGGAGAUCCUGGAGGCUACAGCGUCACACUGUCGCCACUUGGAAUUCCUGAUUCUACCACGCAAUCUAGAAAAGCGCAGCACAGUGAGCGGUCCAAGCAUCGACAAGGUCAUGACGACGUUGUAUGCAGCUAUGGAGAGAUGGAUUCGACUGGAGGCUUGA